UUUGGUUUACUGGGCUAGGAGAGUGCAUCUCUCGUUCCCCGACCGGUGCGUGCUCUCGGGGUUCUGCUCCAUUUCGAGCUCCAAGCUGCGAACUAGUUCGACUCUCCACGAGCCUGCUCUCUUUUCUCCUCUCCUCGACUUCGAUCCUACUCUUCGCCAACAGGCAAUUACUUGCCGAAUAGAUCGUCCCGGGGACGAUCGGAAGGGAGGAUUUUCGAAUUUCGAUUAUUUCCGAGAAAUUUUCGAUCGAUUUUCGAGGGAAUUUCGUGCACAGGCAUCGGGAGACAGGAUGAAUGGGGCGAAUGGGUCCGGGUCCGGGUCCGGGACGGAGUGGCACGCUCUGCCGGUGGGAGAGGUGGCGCAAGUGCUGCAGACGGAUGUGGAAAGAGGACUCAAGGAGGCGAAUGUGGAAGAGCUGCAGGCGAAGUUCGGGCCGAACGAGCUGAAAGGCCAGCGGGGAGUAAAUCCGUGGAGAGUGCUGCUGGGCCAGUUCACGAACGGGCUCACGGUGAUUCUGGUGCUGGCGGCCGCGGUGUCGUACGCAGUGCAGGACUACGCGGAGGGAGGAGUGCUGGCCUUCGUCAUCAUCUUCAACGCGGCCGUGGGGUUCGUGCAGGAGUUCCGAGCUGAGAAGACGAUGGACGCUCUGAGGCGCAUGGCCUCGCCCACGGCCAAAGUGAUUCGCGAUGGGGGCCUGAGCCGAAUUUCGAGCCCCGGCGUGGUGCCGGGCGACAUCAUCGUGUUCGAGGUGGGCGAUGUGGUCCCGGCCGACUGCCGCCUCUUCGAAGUGCUGAAUCUGGAGGUGGACGAGGCCAUGCUCACGGGCGAGUCGCUGCCUGUGGCCAAAGCCGUCGAGCCCAUCAAGGGUGACAAUGCGUCGCUGGGCGAUCGACUGAACAUGGUGUACUCGAGCACGACGCUCACCAAAGGCCGAGGCCGAGGCGUGGCCGUGGCCACGGGCAUGAACACGGAGAUCGGCAAAAUCACCAAGUCCAUCGCCGAGACCUCGUCGGGGUCCACGCCCAUGCAGAAGCGGCUCAACCUCAUGGCCUACAUCCUGUUCGGCAUCUCGCUGCUGCUCGCCGUCGUCGUGUUCGCCGUCAACAAGUUCAACUUCAGUACCGACAUCAUCCUCUACGCCGUCUCGCUCUCCAUCGCCGUCAUCCCCGAGGGCCUCAUCGCCGUCAUCACCAUCGUCAUGGCGCUGGGCGUCCGGCGCAUGGCCAGCCAGCGCGCGCUGGUCCGCAAGCUGGUCGCGCUCGAGUCUCUGCAGGCCGUGACGAACAUCUGCUCGGACAAGACCGGCACGCUCACGCAGGGCAAGAUGACCGUGACGAGCGUCUGGCGGCCCGGGUCGGAGCGCGUCGUCGUGACCGGCGACGGGUGGAGUACCACGGGCGAGUUCCUCGUCCGCGACAGCGCCAUUGCGCCGUCGGACCUGCUGGGCGACCUCGGGUUCCGGCUCCUGGUCGAGUGCAGCGCAUUGUGCAACACGGCCAACAUCGUCGAAGCCAGUGAGGGCAAGGUCUGGGGCGACCCGACGGAGAUCGCGCUGCAGGUCCUGGCCUACAAGCUGCAGAUGGGCAAGCCGUCGUUCCGUCAGCUCAAGGAGCCCGUGACCGAGUACCCCUUCAGUUCCGCGACCAAGCGCAUGAGCAUGCUGUACCGCGACGUGGGCCGCGACGCCUUCGAGCUUUACACCAAAGGCGCGGAGAACGUGCUUGACCUCUGCGACCGCGUGCUGGAGAACGGGGCCGAGGUCGAGAUCGCGUCGCGGGACGAGUUCCUGCGCGGCGUGCACGAGCAGAUCCAGGUCUCGGCCAAGCAAGGGCUGCGGGUCCUGGUCAUGGCGUAUCGGACGGUGGAUGAGCGUCAGAUGGGUAAGUCCGUGACGAAGUGGGAGCGCGCCGACGUGGAGGCCAGCCUCGUGUUCCUGGGGCUGGUGGGCAUUCGCGACACGCCGCGACCCGAGUCGAAGGUCGCGGUGGAUCAGUGCUACAAGGCCGGCAUCAUCGUGCACAUGCUGACCGGGGACCAUCACGACACGGCGCUGGCCAUCGCCAAGGAGGUGGGUAUCAUCCGCGCGCCGCCCGACCGGGCGGACGCGACCGUCGUGUCGCUGUCGAACCCCGUCAUGACGGCGCCGGAAUUCGACGCAAUGUCCGAGGCGGAGAUCGACGGCCUAGAGGAGCUGCCGCUGGUGAUCGCGCGGUGCACGCCCGCGACCAAAGUGCGCAUGAUCGAGGCGCUGCACCGGAGGCGCAAGUUCGCGGCCAUGACGGGCGACGGCGUGAACGACGCGCCGAGUCUGAAGAAGGCCGACGUGGGCAUCGCGAUGGGCGCCGGCAGCGACGUCGCCAAGCAGAGCAGCGAGAUCGUCCUGACCGACAACAACUUCGCCACCAUCGUCAUGGCCGUGUCCGAGGGUCGCAGGAUCUUCUCCAACAUCCGCAAAUUCGUCCUGCAUCUGAUCAGCACUAAUGUCGGCGAGGUCAUCGUUCUCAUCAUCGGGCUGGCCUUCAAGGAUCGAUCGGGCCUGUCAGUGUUCCCGCUCGCACCCGUGCAGAUUCUGUACAUGAACAUGGUCACCAGCACGCCGCCUGCCAUGGCGCUCGGGGUGGAGGCGGCCUCGCGGCACGUCAUGAGCGUGCCCCCUCACACCAAAGGCCUUUUCGGCAAGGAGCUGCUGGCCGACAUGAUGGCCUACGGAGUGAUCAUGGGCGGGCUCAUUCUGACCGACUUCGUGCUCGUGAUCUAUGCCUUCGGCGAUGGCAACCUGGGCCUCGAGUGCAACUCAGACCGCAAUGUUUUCGAGUGUAACACAGUCUUCCGUGCCCGCUCCACCAUUUUGAUCGCCUUCACGUGGAUGAUGCUGCUGCACGCGUACAACUGCCGAAACCUCCGCGCGAGUCUGUUCACCAAAGACGGAGGCGGCGCGUCCAAAAUUUUCUCCAACAAGCUGUUGGUCGUCAGUGUUUUUGUGGGCGCCAUUAUGCCCAUUCCCACCGUCUACAUCCCCACGCUGAACACCACAGUCUUCAAGCAGGAGACCAUCAGCUGGGAGUGGGGCAUCAUCUUCGUCAGUGUCGUGGCCUUCUUCUUUUGCUCGGAAUUCUACAAGUACUGCAAAAGAAGAGUCAUGACGAAUCACCACAUAUAAAUCUGCAGAUCCGGGCUAUCUGCUUGUACAUGUAACAUUAUGUCAGCUGUAGAGCCACUUUUCCCCAUGCAUUUGUUUGUCAUUUUUCUUCUGUACAUUACAAUAAAGUGCUUGCCAGAAACUGGCCAGCCUUGUUUCGUGAA
This is a messenger RNA of Marchantia polymorpha subsp. ruderalis, 3303 nucleotides long. The record is from the annotation of a GenBank genome assembly. NCBI's taxonomy places the organism in Eukaryota, Viridiplantae, Streptophyta, Marchantiopsida, Marchantiales, Marchantiaceae.